CCUGGCACAGACCUGCGCCCACUGGACCUCCUGUCGGAGGUGACCCCGGCCGGGGCGCUGUCCCGCGGCCUGUGGAUGCUCCAGGUGCAGGGGGUGCGCGGUUUCCACCUCGGCACCUCGCCGCCUCCCCUCUCCGACAACCAGUGGCACACGCUCAUCCUGGCCGUGUCCGGCCAGUCCUUCUCCUUGACCGUGGACUGCAGCAUCCCCAAGGAUGUGGUGGUGGAGACGCCGUUUCCAGCCGCGCUGUCAGUGAGGAGAGCCAACUUCUACCUGGGCAACAGGCGGAGAAGGAAAGGCAUGUUCACGGGCUUGCUGAGACAGCUUGUCCUGCUGCCAGGAGCUGAUGCCACCCCUCAGAUAUGCCACGCCUUGAACUUCAAGGUAGCAACGCUGUCUGUCCCCACUGUCCUCCAGGACGUCCCUGCGAAGCCAGCGAGCAACGAGGUGCUCAAAUACCCCUACGAGACCGACACGAAGGUGACCCUGGGGUCCCGUCCACGCUGCACCAAGCAGGACAAGGCACAGUUCUGGUUCAAUGCUUCCCGGCGAGGGCUGUACCUCUGCAACGGCAGUACCUGGGUCUCCAUGCUGGAAGUCAAACGCAGGCUGGACUACGUGGAGGAGUACCAGAACCUGGUGACCAACUCUGAGACAAUGGGCAUUGAGGUCUUCACCAUCCCAAAGGUGGGACUGUUUGCAGCCACAGCCAACCGGAUCACCCCACCAGGAUCAGCCAUCUACAAGUGGACUGAUGGGAAGUUUAUGCCCUACCAGAACAUUCCCACCUAUCAAGCUCAGUCCUGGAAGUAUUUCACCAUCGGUAAGAAGAUCUUCCUAGCAGUGGCAAACUUUGAGCAGAAUGAGAGGGGCCAGGAGCUCUCUGUAAUAUACAAGUGGAGCCGCAGGAAAGCGAAAUUCAUCAUAUACCAGAGGAUCACCACGUACAGCGCCAGGGACUGGGAGGCCUUUGUCAUCGAGGGGGAGACUUUCCUCGCCGUGGUCAACCACAGAGAAGGGAACAACCACAACAUAGACAGUGUGAUAUAUAGGUGGAACCCCAGGACAGGGCUGUUUGAAACCAACCAGACCAUCCCAACCUCUGGAGCCUAUGACUGGGAAUUUUUCACCAUUGGGCCGUAUUCCUUCCUGGCUGUGGCUAACACAUUCAAUGGCACAUCCACUAAGAUCUACUCACACAUAUACAUCUGGCUCAGUGGCUCUUUCCAGCUCUUUCAGUCUAUCCUGACAUUUGGUGCUGCUGACUGGGAGGUUUUUCGUAUCGGGGACAGAGUCUUCCUGGCUGUUGCCAACAGCCACAGCUAUGACAGUGGAAUGCCAGCACCCUCCAACUUCUAUGCCAUCAACUCCUCCAUCUAUGAGCUGAACAUCACUGCCCAGAUGUUUGUUAAAUUCCAGGACCUUCUCACCUACAGUGCCCUGGACUGGGAGUUCUUCUCAGUGGGAGAUGACUCUUUUCUGGUGGUAGCAAACUCCUUCGAUGGCUUCACCUUCUCCGUUAACAGUAUCAUCUACAGGUGGCAAGGCUACGAAGGCUUUGUGGUGGCCCAUCACCUCCCCACUGUUGGCUGUAGAGACUGGGAGGCAUUUCACACCACCGAGGGCUCCUACCUGCUCUACUCCAGUGCCAAGGAGCCACUUUCCAAGGUGCUCAAGCUGAAAACCACCUGA
Molecule: messenger RNA, 1692 nt
Organism: Acanthisitta chloris (rifleman)
Lineage: Eukaryota; Metazoa; Chordata; Aves; Passeriformes; Acanthisittidae
Gene: TSPEAR
Product: thrombospondin-type laminin G domain and EAR repeats
Exons: 11
Biological process (GO): signal transduction
Source: RefSeq, a predicted model, not a curated record